Molecule: messenger RNA, 3531 nt
Organism: Cucumis melo (muskmelon)
Lineage: Eukaryota; Viridiplantae; Streptophyta; Magnoliopsida; Cucurbitales; Cucurbitaceae
Product: valine--tRNA ligase, mitochondrial 1
Exons: 20
Coding region: 180-3317 (1045 amino acids)
Biological process (GO): valyl-tRNA aminoacylation
Cellular component (GO): cytosol
Molecular function (GO): aminoacyl-tRNA deacylase activity; valine-tRNA ligase activity; ATP binding
Source: RefSeq, a predicted model, not a curated record
ACUUCCCUUAAACCCUAUCUCACGUUUAGCCGCCCCCUCCCUCCCUCCCUCCCAUUACCACGCUGCCCUCAGCUGCCGCAGUCUCGGCCUUCCGACAAGAUCACACACGCCUCCCAUUCGUCUCACACUCUAUAUCUUCUUACAAACACUGCUCACUGAUUGGUUGAUUUGAUUUUUAGAUGGAACCGGACAAAAAACCUGAAAUGGAAGACCCUGAGAAGAAGAAGAAGAAGGAAGAAAAGGCAAGAGAAAAAGAAUUGAAAAAGAAAAAGGCUUUGGAGAAAGCUUUGAAGCUGCAGGCCCAACAAACAUCUAAUGCUCCUAAAAAGAGUGAGAAGAAGAAUGCCAGAAGAGGUGGAGAUGAAGAAAAUGCUGAGGAUUUUGUUGAUCCUGACACCCCUUUUGGUAAAAAGAAACUAUUGUCUCAGCAAAUGGCAAAGCAAUACAAUCCGAGUGCCGUGGAGAAGUCGUGGUAUGAGUGGUGGGAAAAAUCAGGGUAUUUUGUUGCUGAUGCUAAAAGCUCCAAGCCGCCAUUUGUAAUUGUGCUGCCCCCACCUAACGUGACUGGGGCCCUCCACAUAGGUCAUGCUCUUACUGCUGCAAUCGAGGAUGCCAUUAUUCGAUGGCGGAGAAUGUCUGGAUUCAACACCUUGUGGGUUCCAGGGACAGACCAUGCUGGGAUAGCUACUCAGGUGGUUGUAGAAAAGAAGAUAAUGCGAGAAAGGAAUUUAACCAGGCAUGAUAUUGGUCGGGAGAAAUUUAUUUCUGAAGUUUGGGAGUGGAAAACCAAGUAUGGUGGUACAAUUUUAAAACAACUGCGUCGUUUGGGUGCGUCUCUUGAUUGGACCCGUGAGUGCUUUACAAUGGAUGAGAAGAGAUCGAGGGCUGUCACAGAGGCUUUUGUCAGGCUGUUCAAAAAUGGGCUCAUUUAUAGGGAUUUGCGUUUAGUUAAUUGGGAUUGUGUCUUGCGUACCGCAAUAUCUGAUAUUGAGGUGGAUUAUAUUGAUAUCAAAGAGAAGACUCUUCUCAGGGUUCCAGGAUAUGAGAACCCUGUGGAGUUUGGUGUUUUGACUUCGUUCGCUUAUCCACUAGAAGGGGAAUUGGGUGAGAUUGUGGUGGCCACUACUCGAGUGGAAACCAUGCUUGGGGAUACUGCAAUUGCUGUUCAUCCUGAGGACACGAGGUACAAGCAUCUUCAUGGAAAAUUUGCUAUUCAUCCAUUCAAUGGAAGGAAGCUUCCUAUAAUUUGUGAUGCAAUUCUUGUUGAUCCAAAAUUUGGAACUGGCGCUGUUAAGAUCACACCUGCUCAUGACCCAAAUGAUUUUGAGGUUGGAAAGCGUCAUAACCUUGAGUUUAUAAAUAUUUUUACUGACGAUGGUAAAAUAAAUAGCAAUGGUGGCUCAGAGUUUGCAGGAAUGCCACGUUUUAAAGCCCGAGAGAUGGUAGUCGAUGCCUUGCAGAAGAAGGGUCUUUAUAGGGGUGCUAAAGAUAAUGAAAUGCGUCUUGGCCUUUGUUCAAGGACCAAUGAUGUUGUGGAGCCAAUGAUAAAGCCUCAAUGGUAUGUUAAUUGUAAAGAACCAGCAAAGCAGAGUCUUGACGCUGCAAUGGACAAUGAAUGCAAAAAAAUUGAUAUCAUACCGAAACAAUAUUCAGCUGACUGGAAAAGGUGGCUAGAUAACAUUCGAGAUUGGUGCAUCUCAAGGCAACUUUGGUGGGGUCACAGGAUUCCUGCAUGGUAUGCAACAUUAGAGGAUGAUCAACUGAAGGAGUUUGGUGCUUAUAAUGACCACUGGGUGGUCGCCAGAAAUGAGGAAGAGGCUGAGGAGGAGGCUAAACGAAUUUAUGCAGGAAAGAAGUUCCAUUUAACACAAGAUCCUGAUGUGCUUGAUACUUGGUUUUCCUCAGGGCUGUUCCCAUUAUCUGUUUUAGGUUGGCCUGAUGACACAGAAGAUCUAAAGGCAUUCUACCCAACAUCAGCACUGGAAACAGGUCAUGAUAUUUUGUUUUUCUGGGUUGCUCGCAUGGUAAUGUUAGGAAUCACAUUAGGCGGAGAUGUACCUUUCCGGACGAUAUAUUUGCACCCAAUGAUUCGUGAUGCACAUGGUCGCAAGAUGUCCAAGUCCUUAGGAAAUGUCAUUGAUCCAGUUGAGGUAAUAAAUGGGAUAUCUCUUGAAGGCCUUCAUAAAAGGCUGGAGGAGGGCAAUUUGGACCCCAAAGAAUUGGCUAUUGCCAAGGAAGGACAGGUUAAGGACUUCCCUAAUGGCAUUUCUGAAUGUGGUGCAGAUGCUCUUCGUUUUGCAUUGAUCUCAUACACUGCUCAGUCUGAUAAAAUAAAUUUGGAUAUCCAAAGAGUAGUUGGUUACCGUCAAUGGUGCAAUAAAUUAUGGAAUGCAAUUCGAUUUGCUAUGAGUAAGCUUGGAAAUGAUUAUGUUCCAAACAAGAAUGCGACACCAGAUGUCUUACCAUUCAGCUGUCAGUGGAUAUUGUCGGUACUAAACAAGGCAAUAUCCAGAACUAUUUCAUCACUGGAAUCAUACGAGUUUUCGGAUGCAACUACUGCUGUCUAUUCUUGGUGGCAGUAUCAAUUAUGUGAUGUCUUCAUUGAAGCAAUUAAACCGUACUUUUCCUCCAAUGAGACAGAUUAUGCAUCCGCAAGGAGUCAUGCUCAAGAUACAUUAUGGUUAUGUCUUGAAAAUGGAUUGCGAUUGCUUCACCCAUUUAUGCCUUAUGUUACAGAAGAGCUAUGGCAACGUCUUCCUUACCCGAAGAAUAGUACAAGACCAGAAUCAAUAAUGAUAUGUGACUAUCCAUCGGUGACAGAGGAAUGGACUAAUGAAGCUGUGGAGAAUGAGAUGGAUCUUAUAGUAUCUGCUGUUAGAUCUCUGAGGUCACUGGCAAAAGAAAGCCGUGAAAGGAAACCUGGCUAUGUGCUCCCCCGCAACCUUGCAGUUGCUGAAAUCAUCAACAAACGCAAGUUGGAAAUAGUGACCCUUGCCAAUUUAUCAUCACUAACGGUAAUCAACGACAACGAUGCUGCUCCGGUUGGAUGUGCAGUAUCUGUCGUAAAUGAAAACCUUUCUGUCUAUCUCCAAUUUCAAGGAGCCAUUUCUGCUGAAGCAGAGCUUGAAAAGAUCAAUAAAAAGAUAGAUGAAAUUAAAAAACAACAGGAGAGGUUGAAAAAGAUGAUGGAUGCAAGUGGAUACAAAGAGAAGGUUCGACCGCAGAUUCAUGAAGAGAAUGUGAAUAAGCUAGCGUCCCUUAUGCAGGAGCUUUUGUCUCUUGAAGAAGCAGGGCAACAUAUUCAAGCUCACAGAUAAAGAUUCAAUAAUUGCUUUUUAAACCAUUACGACCUUUUUCUUAGAUAUGGGAGAUGGCCCAUUUUGGCCAAUAUGUUUUUUUUCCCUAUUUAAAGCCUUAUUCUAAAUUCAGUCUCUGAUUGUAACUUCCCAUUUUUGAGGGGAUUGUUAUACAUGGUACAUUAGUAAUUUCAUAAUGCUUUCAUAUUUAACCGAAAAAAGCUCAGUUUUUUCA